AUGGCAGACGCGGAGACGAUGGCAGACGCGGAGACGCCGCGGCCCCGCAAGCGCGCGGUGGAGUGGCUGCUUGAGGGCGAGUCGGAGAUAAUCGAGGCUUAUGGGAUGUUGGAGCAGGUCGAGGCGACGUUGCGUGGCGCGGCUCCCGCCGCCAUCGUCGACCUCUGCUGCGGAAGCGGCUUCCUCUCGCUCGCGCUCGCCAACGAGUUCCCGGCCGCCGCCGUGCUCAUGUUUGACCUCGACACGCGGAUCAGG
Molecule: messenger RNA, 255 nt
Organism: Emiliania huxleyi CCMP1516
Lineage: Eukaryota; Haptophyta; Isochrysidales; Noelaerhabdaceae
Exons: 2
Molecular function (GO): methyltransferase activity
Source: RefSeq, a predicted model, not a curated record